UGGACGCGCGCCUGUGGAGGCGUGCGCGUUGGCGGCGCCGGGGGCCUGAGGAGGCGUAGUCGCCGCCGGCUUUUCCCUGGGAGCGCCUCCGGGACUCGUGCGUGGCCGGCAGCUCAGGAACAGCAACUGAGACCGGAUGUGACCUUCUCCUUCCUGGAAUAGCUCAAGUUCUUAAAAGUUGCGUGUAAACUUGAGGAGGCUGGGAAGUUCAAGAUUUUGGAGGCUGGGAAGUUCAAGAUCAAGAUGCUGACCAAUUUGGUUCCCUAGUGGAGGCUCUCUUCCUGACUAGUAGAUGACUGCCUUCUUGCUGUGUUCUCACAUGACAAAGAGAGGAAGCAAAGUCUAUGGUGGCAGUUAUAUCAAGGAAGCAUUGGGACUUGUGGCUGCACUGUUCCAGAAUAAAAAAAUUAGAAAAUGGAGCAAUCAUGUGAUGAAGAAAAAGAACCUGAACCACAAAAGAACAUAAAAGAAACCAAACAAGUAGAUGAUGAAGAUGCUGAGCUCAUCUUUGUUGGUGUGGAACAUGUAAAUGAAGAUGCUGAGCUAAUCUUUGUUGGAGUGACUUCAAAUUCAAAACCAGUCGUUUCAAACAUUUUGAACAGAGUCACCCCGGGUUCAUGGUCAAGGAGAAGAAAGUAUGGUCAUCUUAGAAAAGACACUGCUCACAAAUUGCAGCCUACAAGUCAUGAGAACCUUACAUCAGAAGCAGUGACUGUCUUGCCAGCUUCCCAACUUGAAUCGAGAUCAGCAGAUAGUCCUAUUAUUAUUGAGCCUUUGUCUAAACCUGAUUAUAAAAAUAGUUCACCACAAGUUGUGCCUAAUAGCUCUUCAGAACUACCUUCUCCUUUGAUUAAAUUCACAGGUUCAUUGCAUCAUCCAGUAAGUGCAGCACUUUCAGUAGGAGGUAUAAGUGAAAGUCCUUGUGUAUCAAAGCGACUUUCCACUUCUGAAGUAAACAGCAUAAAUCCCAAAAGGUCUAAACUCAGGGAUGGAAUUAUGGAAGGAUAUUCUUCAGCUUCAUCCCCUUCAGAUACCUUUCAUACAGUGAAUACAGUGAGUACUCAGCAAAGUACACCCUCAAACAAUGUGCAUACCUCAUUAAGCCAUGUUCCAAAUGGAGCACCUUUUCUAGAAGCUUUUCCAAAGGACAAUAUGCAUUUCAAGCCUAUAAAUAUAAAUCUUGAUAGGGAAAAUGAAUUGGCAAAAACAGACAUUUUGAGUCUAGCAAGUCAAAACAAGAGCCUUGAUCCCAAGAAAGAAAAUCCGAUUGUAUUACUUAGUGACUUCUACUAUGGACAGCAUAAAGGAGAUGGGCAGCCAGAACAGAAGACUCACACCACCUUUAAAUGCCUCAGCUGCUUGAAAGUUCUAAAAAAUGUUAAGUUCAUGAAUCACAUGAAGCAUCAUUUGGAAUUUGAGAAGCAGAGGAACGACAGCUGGGAAAACCACAUAACCUGCCAGCACUGCCACCGUCAGUUUCCCACUCCAUUUCAGCUGCAGUGUCAUAUCGAAAAUGUCCACACUGCCCAGGAGCCCUCUACGGUCUGUAAGAUUUGUGAAUUAUCAUUUGAAACAGAUCAGGUCCUUUUACAACACAUGAAGGACCAUCAUAAGCCUGGGGAAAUGCCCUAUGUGUGCCAUGUUUGCCAUUACAGAUCAUCGUUCUUUGCUGAUGUGGAAACACAUUUUAGAACAUGCCAUGAAAACACAAAGAAUUUGCUUUGUCCCUUUUGUCUCAAAAUUUUCAAAACUGCAACACCAUACAUGUGUCAUUAUAGGGGCCAUUGUGGAAAGAAUGUACAUCAGUGUUCUAAGUGCCGACUACAGUUUUUAACUUUCAAGGAGAAAAUGGAGCACAAGACCCAGUGUCAUCAAAUGUUUAAGAAGCCUAAACAACUGGAAGGAUUACCUCCUGAAACAAAAGUUAUUAUUCAAGUGUCGCUGGAACCUCUUCAGCCAGGAUCAGUGGAAGUAGCACCCAUAACUGUGAGCACAUCUGACUCCGAACCAUCACCCCCCAGUUCUAAAAGCAAAAUUUCAAAAAAGUUUCAUUAAUUCUGAUUUCAAUAAAUUUAAAGCAGGUAUUUCAAACUGAAUUUUAAAAUGUCAUAAAAAGGAAUACAAACCAUACAUUAUUCAGUGGCACCAAAAAUAGUGAAAUUAGGGGAUUAUAUGUGACUUUUAAAACAAAAUUUAGGAUAUAUAUAAUAUUUGAUCCGAAUUUUGAGGUAUUUUAAAGCAUCUGGUUUUCAUGUUAACUGUAUCUUACCACAUAAAAAGUGUAUGUGUAUGUGUGAGAGAGAAAAAGGUAUUAAUUUAUUUUUUUAAUUUUAAUUUUUUUUUUUUUUUAGAGACAGGGUCUCAUUGUCACCCAGGCUAGAGUGCAGUGGCAUGAUUCUAGCUCACUGUAGCCGUGAACUCCUCCUGGGCUCAAGCAUUCCUCUGCCUCAGCCUUUGGAGAGUAGCUAGGACUACAGGUGCAGCCACCACACCCAGCUAAGUUUUUAUUUUAACUUUUUGUUGGGAUGGAGCUUCGUUAUGUUGCCCAUGCUGGUCUUGAACUCCUGACCUCAGGCGAGCCUCCCACCUCAGCCUACCAUGUGUGAGCACCUAUUUAUUAUUUUGGUAUUUCAUGUUACUCCUAAGCUUGAAAGCUCUUCUUUCUAUAUACAGAAUUCAUAGAAUUUUUGAAAUACUUAGUUUUCUUUUCAGCUUUUUCCAUGCAUUAAAGAUUUCAUGGUUAACUCUAGUUAGACUGGAAUGGCUUUGUUAUGCCCUGGCCACUUGCUGCUGAAUUCCCAGAAGUGCCUCUGAUGUUCUGGCAUAAAAUAACCUGAAAAGAUUCUGAAAAGCCAGGGUGUGGAAUUGAAAGAGAAGCUGCUGCAUGAGCAGAGACCAAGAAAGUGAAGGUUAGUUGAGGGAGAGCAGUAGCUCUUUGUCCCAGUUGAAGGAUAGACAUACAUUCAUUCUGGUCUUGGGGCUAGGUCAAAAGGAACACUGCUUUAGAGUGUGUUUACCUAACCCGAAAAUAUCCAAGGAAGCCAAACCAUUCAAAGUAAAAUGCCUUUGUUUGGUGAGAGGCUGCUGCAGACAUCAAACAGUCGCCAUGUAUCAUUGGUUUGAGAUGAAUGAAGUAGCAAUAAAAUUAAUAGAAUGGUUGCUGGUGCUAGCUGACUUCCUGUUCUGUGAUCUAAAGGUGAAUUUGAUUCAUUCCCUCUCCUCUCCCUUUUGGCUAGCUAUUAGUGGAGAAUGAACUGGCCAUAUUCCUCUCAGCCACCCCAGUAAAGCAAGUUAAGUUUCCCGAGGGGAAGACACUCUGAUAUCUAUAAUUUGAAAGAUGUCUAUAAUUUGAACUAUAUUGGACCCAAAGUUUUAACUGAAAAGGGCCAAACAAGUGGUGUCUGUCCAGUUCCUGGACUUGGCUAAAUUUAGUUUUCCUACUGUUAAGCUGGAAUGGGGACUGUCCAAGAACAGAAGAUACAGUGCACAAAAAUAACCCAGGGUGACUAAAUUUAAACCCAUAAUGGCUUUAUAUUUUUUUGUGCAUAUGUAUUUUGCCCUAAUGGGAAGCUUGUGACUUUUAUAUCUUGCCUUGGACAUGAAUGUAUUACAGCUUACAGUUAUUCUGUUGUAUGUAUAGUUUCCCAGUUUAUCAACACUAAUGCUGUUUGUGUCUUGACACACCAGUGUGCAAAAAAUGUCUCUCUAAUUCAGUAAGUGUUAAGACUUAGAGUUAAUGUUCUUUAAUCUACCCUAUCUAAUCUGUACUAUUACUAUGGGGGAACAUUUUUCCCUUGCUCUCCGCAGAGGCUGUUUUAUAGAAUUCUUGAAUACCUUUUGAAUAUUAGUUCCUGAACAUCAGCAGCCUUGGCUGCCUCUGUGGAUUCCUAAGUUGUCUCCCUGGUUGUGUUCUGGUGCCAUCCUCUGUGCCACCCCUGACCGAGGUGACUAGCAGCCGGUCUUCACCAAUCAAGGAAUCUUGGCAUCUUGACUAUAGACAUAGGUCUGGAGAAAUCUCCUUUUUUCCUUGAUUUCUCCUUAAAGGCACCUUAUCUCUUCCCCACUCCGUUCUUCUCUCCUCAAUCUAGUUAAAUUUCCUAAGAGUUUUACAAAAAGUUGGGAAGAGAUAAUUAAGAGUUUAGCAUCCCUCUUAGAACAAGAGUAGAAGGCAGUACAGAUAAUAAAGUUGAGAGUAUAUUAUCUAUGUUUUGUUUUUUGUUUUUAAAUUUUUUAAACUUUUAUUUAUUUUAUUAUCCACGUUUUAGAAAUCUAUUUUCUAAUUUUAGAUCCAUAGAUUAUGUUGUAUUUAUUUACCUGAUGCUCACUUAAUUGAUUUGCACCUUGAACACUACUAGGCCUUUUCAGUUACUUUGCUUCGGUUAAGAAAUUUUGCUAAAAUUUCAGCCCGAAUCCUUUCUUUAGUUGAAGAAAGGGUAUGUGUGUGCAGUUGGGUGUUUGUGCCAGUUGUUCUGGUCUCAGGUAGAUAUUCCUACUGUGUAUAAAUAGAUCUAUAGACUUUUCAUACUUAUCCCCUGUAGUCUGUUUCUUGGCAAAAAUAUGAAAUGUUUAAUUUGUAUGUUUUAGUGAUUGGUUGGUAUUAGAAACACUUGUUUGCUGUUUCAUUAAAGCAUGCUCUUAAGGAGUACAUAUGGUCAUUAAUUGCCAACUAUAGAUUCCAGUGAUCUGGUCCCUGCCUACCUCCUUCCUCUAUAUUUCAUUCUCUGUCGUGCUUCUCUACUGUUUUCCCCAAUGAUGCACUAUUUUGACACACUGGCCUUGCUGUUCCUUAAGCAAAUCACAUUCUUCCCAAUCCAAAGACUUUGCACAUGUUAUUUUGUUUCGUAGAAUGUCCUUCCCCUUGGCCUGCAUGGCUUGCUACCUCACUUAAUUGUUUGACACUUCCUUUGGUUCAUUGAGCUUCAAGGCUCUUAGAAUGACACUGACAAUGAAAUCUCCCUCCUUUUUUUUUUUUUUUAAACGACAGCCACCUUUUAACUUUCUCCUCUUAAAGGCACUUUACCGUCUCCCUACUCUUUUCUUCUCUCUUCAGUCUAUUUAAAUUUCCUAGGUUUUCAUGAAAAAGUUGGAAAGCGAUCAUCAUCAAGGGCUUUGCUUCUGUCUUAGAGUAGAGCUAAGCUUGAGUCAAUUUCUGUGCCUGCAACCAAAUGAAAAUUAAUAUAGUGCGUUCUUUCAGGAGCUUUUUCUGUUUUUUCUAUUGAUACCUCUAUAUAUUUUUAAGGCAAUGUCACUUUGUUUACAAAUAUAUUGAAUAUGUCAAGAUUACUAUUUUGUUAUUACCCUUUGUGAAUUUUCUGGUCUAUUUUGCUCGCUUGUUCUUUCAGAUGAAAUUUAUUAUUUUAUUAAUGUUGCCAAAAAUUGUAAGCAAAAUAUCAAUUAUAGUAAUAAAAUGUUUUGUGAAAAACAA
Messenger RNA from Callithrix jacchus (white-tufted-ear marmoset), 5425 nucleotides. The record is from RefSeq and is a predicted model, not a curated record. NCBI's taxonomy places the organism in Eukaryota, Metazoa, Chordata, Mammalia, Primates, Cebidae.